This is a messenger RNA of Leopardus geoffroyi (Geoffroy's cat), 2164 nucleotides long. RefSeq names its product coactosin like F-actin binding protein 1 (gene COTL1). Gene Ontology annotation, molecular function: actin filament binding. The coding region runs from base 685 to 1113 and encodes 142 amino acids. Gene Ontology annotation, biological process: regulation of actin filament polymerization. Lineage: Eukaryota; Metazoa; Chordata; Mammalia; Carnivora; Felidae. Gene Ontology annotation, cellular component: actin filament; plasma membrane; cortical actin cytoskeleton. The transcript is spliced from 4 exons. The record is from RefSeq and is a predicted model, not a curated record.
GGAGGAGGAGAGAAUAGGGCGAAAGGAGAAGGGGUAAGUGGUGGAGAUAACGGGGAGAGUUAAAAAGGAAGAGAGAAGGGGGAAGAAAGGAAGGGAGGGGAGGUAAGAGAAGAGGCGGAGGAGGGGUUGGGAAGUGGGAGGAGCAAGGAGGGGGAGGGGAGGAGGGGAGCAGGGAGGGAAUAAGGAGGGCUUCCACAAGGAAGGGGAGGAGGGAGGAGGGAGAGGGAGUAGGGAAGGGUGAGGGAAAGGAGAAAGAGGGGUUGGGGAGGAGGAAGUGGGGGGAAGGAGGAGGGGGAGUGGGAGAACGAGAAGGGGGUUGGGAGGGAGGAGGGGGAGGGAGGAGCAGAAAGCCCCUCCUCCAGCCCCGGCCACGGAGUUGCGCAACCCGCCCGGACUGGGAUUGGUCGUAGGCGAAUCAAGAGGCCCCGCCCCCACGGCCCAGCGGCCAAUGGCCGGAGGGGGGCGUGGCGGCGCGGCCUGGAUCCCAGCGCGCGCCCUGUGCGCCCUCGGAGCCGCCGCCGCGCUCGCAGCUCGCAGCUCGCCCCUCGCAGCCCGCGCCGCUGUCGCCGCUGCCACCACCGCCGCCCGCCCUCCGCGCGUCCCCGCCGCGCUCCUUUCCCUGCGGCCGGCCCGGGGAGCGCUCGGUCGCUCCGGGCAGAGUGUCCCUGCUGCGGCCCUGCGGCGAUGGCCACCAAGAUCGACAAAGAGGCUUGCCGGGCGGCGUACAACCUGGUGCGCGACGACUGCUCGGCCGUCAUCUGGGUGACUUUUAAAUAUGACGGCUCCACCAUCGUCCCCGGCGAGCAGGGAGCACAGUAUCAGGACUUCAUCCAACAGUGCACAGAUGACGUCCGAUUGUUCGCCUUCGUGCGUUUCACCACCGGGGAUGCCAUGAGCAAGAGGUCCAAGUUUGCGCUCAUCACGUGGAUCGGUGAGAACGUCAGCGGGCUGCAGCGAGCCAAAACGGGCACGGACAAGACCCUGGUGAAGGAGGUGGUGCAGAAUUUUGCUAAAGAGUUUGUGAUCAGCGAUCGCAAGGAGCUGGAGGAAGAUUUCAUCAAGAGCGAGCUCAAGAAGGCGGGGGGAGCCAAUUACGACGCCCAGACGGAGUAACCCCAGCCCUUCCCCUGCCCCUUGCAAAGUCAUCUGCCUGCCCCCCGGGGGAGGGGACCGCGGCCUCAGCCACCAGCCCACCAGCCCGCCAGGGACAGGAGACGCAGUGAGAGGCACGCGCCUCCCUGUCUGCCGCCUGCCUCCCCUUCCCCGCUUCCCUCCCGAGCCCUGUUGCGCCCUAUCUCCCGAAGCUCGCCGAACAUGUUUCUUUUAUCUCCUCUUCCUUUCCCCGCUCUUUCUCGUUCUAAGGAAAAAUCAUUUUGAUCCCAAGGCCACGCACAUCAUCAGAUCUGAGGCUCCCCCUGCGGUGACCCCCCCUUUCCUGGCAUUCUCUUACACCGUAGCCCGCCUGGCUUCUCCACCACCACCUCGCGUGGCUUGGGGGCCGCGCCCGUCGGGGGGCCGUCUUGGGAGCACCCUCGUUCAUCCCAUGCGUCAGGCUCGGACCCCCCCAAAGCGUGCUCUGGGGGUCCCUCACCCCUGCAUUCAGAGUUGCCUAAGCUACCCAUGCCCGGCAGUGACACAUCGAAGCCUGACUCCGACCGAAGAGAAGAGAGAAAAUUUGCCUUAACAGUUGCCCAGCAGCGGCUCGUUCCUACCCUUUUGCUCGGAACCCCACUGCGCGGCACGGAGUGGGGACACGGGUCCGAGUCCAGCUGUGACCUGGCAUCUCUCAGGGUUCGCUUCAGGGGCUCCCAAGGUGAUGAGGACGCCAGGGAGGGAGGCCGGGGUGCCGAGUGGGGAUUCGGGCAGAACCCGAUUCCUCGCUUUCGGGGGGGCCCCCGCCGAGCCGCCGGUGGAACGGACCCCCGCCCGCAUGGCCCCAGAAAGUCAGUGGUGUUCAUCCCGGGUCCACACCACACGUCCAAACGCAGUUUUGUUUUCAAAGGAAGCUGAGAUUGGCUUGUUUCUUCAUGCGUCCCAUUCUUUUCCUUUUAUUCCUUGCUCAUUUCAUUUUGGGGGUAGGAAGUCUGUGCUGUAUUGGGGCUGUGAACAUCUGCCCUCAAACAGUUUACAGAAAUAAAUGUGGGUUUUUUUUGUUUUUCAAAAA